Messenger RNA from Rotaria sp. Silwood2, 405 nucleotides. NCBI's taxonomy places the organism in Eukaryota, Metazoa, Rotifera, Eurotatoria, Philodinida, Philodinidae. The record is from the annotation of a GenBank genome assembly.
AUGUCAACAUAUACAGGUAUAUUACGUACGCCCGAUUCAGCAUUCAUCAACCUAUUGGAUUAUCCUUUUGAACCAAAUUAUAUUAAUUUAUCAAAUCCUGGCUGUAUUGGUAAUGGAGAAACAAAAUUACGUCUACAUUAUUUAGACGAAGGAAGCAAGAACAGUAGAGAAACAAUUUUAUUAUUACAUGGCGAACCAAGUUGGAGUUAUUUGUAUCGUCAUUUUAUACCCUUAUUAAAAGAAUAUCGAAUAAUUGCUAUGGACUUAAUUGGAUUUGGUAAAUCAGAUAAACCGAUGAAUAAAGUUGAUUAUACAUACCAAAGACAUGUUAACUGGAUCAAAGAAGCUCUUGAAUAUUUAAAUUUAAAUGAUAUUACAUUAUUCUGCCAGGUAAGCGUGAAGUAA